Schistosoma margrebowiei is the source of this 1558-nucleotide messenger RNA. The record is from the annotation of a GenBank genome assembly. Lineage: Eukaryota; Metazoa; Platyhelminthes; Trematoda; Strigeidida; Schistosomatidae.
AACUUUGGAUGAUCGGAUUAGAGUGGGUCGUUUUGCACAUGACUCUUUUUAUUUGCCAUAAACAAGUAUCAUUGACUUAUAUUAUCAUUAUUAUCAUCAGAGCUUUUGUUAUCUAUUGUUGAUGAGACCCUUAUUUAACUUACUUUUAAUUAUGUUCGAGCAAGGUGAACGUAUACGGGGCCCCUUACGUAGUGAAAUAGUGGUACACAACUGAAGUUAACCUAAAGGGAGUGGCUGCUCAUAUCCAACACUCAAGUUUCGGGUAAACGAACCCUGUAUAUAAAGUAAAAAUGUCUCAGCAUUGAUAUGGAUAACAGCUGGACGUAUAUAAAAUAGGGCUUGAAAACCUUUGGUUGCUGCCUCACAGCAAGGUCUCGUUUAUUGGUGACUCCUUGGUCAUUGACUUUCUGGACAACAGUUAGCUCAAUGUUAUUCACUUCAUAUAUAUCUACACUUUGGUAACUAGUAUACAUCAUAAUGCAAUUAAGAGCAUUUAUGGCAACUGCCGAAGUCUAGAUCAUUCAGAUAAGUUGUCCAGAUCACUAAAGUUCUAAACUAUCACCUUUGUUUUUUUAUCACUCUCCAUAUCCUGACAUUGUGAGUAUAUAACGAGAAUGAUGACAAUAGAGAAAUAGAAUGACCAUCGACAUACAGGAGGAAAAACACUGGUCCCAAAACUGUACGCUGAGGCACUCCGCUAAGCACAGUUUCUCAGCUAGUCAACUUUGAGUUCACUCGUACUCCAUGUUUACGCACAAGUUUGGAAGCUUAAGCUGACGAAUCGUUAUUGAUAACGAUAUGGGAGUUGAAGACCAGAGAUGCACGGUCACUUUUAACAAUGGGUGGCAUGACGACUAUCGCUAUAAUUAUCGAGGAUCAAGGAACUCAAGGCGCUAUCAACCAAAUUAUGACGACUUCUACGCACGUCCACCUUCUGUAUAUCAACCUGUAGAACCCUAUUAUCCUAGGCCUCGUGAAUCCUACUAUGUUCGUCCGCCUUCAGUUUAUCAGCCUACAGAAACACUUUAUCCUGGGCCCAUGCCAAAUAGUUAUCAGCGUCAUAGUUAUGCUCAACCUGUUUCUUAUCAGCCUGUUUAUCCAUCAUAUCGCGAAGAUGUGUACGCUCCAAGCACCUAUUCGUCGUAUCCACGUCGUCGUUCAAUGUCUAACAAUCCUCUGAUAGAUCCUGACCUCCGCACGAUUUCCAAUAAUGGCAAUACACUUUCAUAUUCUCCGCGUACAUACCCAAGGGUUCAGAUUUACCAUACAAGGAAUACAAACGAUGGGUACUAUUAAUAAAGAAGAUACACAUCUUCUGGUUUCUGUUUAAACCAUGUUGAGUUUUGUUUUUAAUGAUUUGAAGAAUUAAGAAAUAUAUCACGAGAUGCUUUGAUUAUACUCUGAAUAUAAACAUUUUUUUGAAUAAUGUAUAAUUAAAAAUGAGCUUAUAAAGCAAGAAUUUUAAAAUUUCUUUAUAUUUAAAUACAUUUUUUUGACAUCUUUUCUUUUUUCUUUUCUUUUUGAAUUUGUUAUAUAAUCAUAUGAAGAUGAAUACAUG